AUGACUGCCAGAUGCGAUGCGAAGGAUAUGCAAGGGACGGUCAUAGUGGUCGACAGCCUGGGACCGUCGUUAUGUGGCAGAGACACGAUCAAUGCUUUCAAUGAAAUCGGAGUGCCCAUGCUGACAAACGUCGUCGCGAGCGUGCAACCGAUCAAGUUUAACGGACCCAACACGGGACUAGAGGCCCUACUCAGCGAAUAUGCUGACGUCUUUGCUCGAGCUCUCGGAUUGUGCAAGGGACCCCCGGUGACAUACCAGUUGAAAGAAAACGUGGUUCCACGGUUUUUCAAGUCCCGGACUGUACCUUACGCCUUGAGGGACAAGAUGUCGGAUGCGCUGGAUCAGCCAGUAGCCCAAGACGUCCUUACGCCUGUGAAAACCGCCGAGUGGGCAACACCAGUCGUACCCGUUUUUAAGAAGGAUGGGUCGCUCAGAAUUUCCGGAGAUUUUCGGAUCACUGUCAAUGCCGCCACUGCGACGGAGCAGUACCCGUUGCCGCGAGUGGAGGACAUUUUUGCAAAACUGAAUGGCGGGGAAGUUUUCACGACGUUGGACCUGCGCCAGGCCUACAACCAGCUACCAUUGGAUGAGCACGCUCAGAAGAUAGCAGUCUUGAACACUCAAAAAGGCUUCCGCAAUGCCACCUGCCCAGGUACCUGCGCCAUGGCCAGCGACCGGGGAAGGUUGGAGCCGUCUGCACGCUGA
Molecule: messenger RNA, 705 nt
Organism: Rhipicephalus sanguineus (brown dog tick)
Lineage: Eukaryota; Metazoa; Arthropoda; Arachnida; Ixodida; Ixodidae
Exons: 2
Coding region: 1-705 (234 amino acids)
Source: RefSeq, a predicted model, not a curated record